AAGCAAUCCGUUGGGCGUCGCGCCGUUGCCUUAUUGUGGAGGCGAGAACCGGAAAGCCUAAUCGCUUCUCGCAGUAAAUGUGGGCCGGCCGUCUCCAGCCCCCACCGGGUUCCUCCUCGGCCCAUCUGCGACCGGAGAGCGUGCGGGCACGCACGGGGGGCACCCAGAACCUUCUCCCCGACACGAGAGUCGGAGAGUCCACGCUUCCAACUGAUGCUCCGACCCAACAUCGAACCCAUCGCGCGCGCGCCCCCACUCGCCGGACGAGCGCAGGGAUCGAGUUGACCAUUGAAUAGCGACCGCGGAUGAUGUUUCCUCCUCCCCUCUGAUCACUUUCUCUUGAUUGUCACACAGGAGUAUAUCAUUAUAGUUGGGAAUAUACUUUUCGGGUCAUCGCUGCCGUUCGCCGUCGCCUCUCCUGACACGCUCGGAAAUUGCGCGCGCGCGGGGAUGGCGCAAAGGUACGAGGAAUUGGUUCAUUACGGAGGCGGGAUGGACGGAGUUGGAGUCCCGGCGUCCCUGUACGGAGACCCUCACGCCCCGCGGCCCCUACCCCAGGUCCACCACCUGAGCCACGGGCCGCCCCCGCAUCCCACGCAGCACUACGGGGCCCACGCACCGCAUGGCAUCAUGCCAGCCGGCAUGGGCGGCGCCGUCAACGACGCGCUGAAAAGGGACAAGGACCAGAUUUAUGGCCACCCUCUAUUCCCGCUGCUGGCCCUCGUGUUCGAGAAGUGCGAGCUGGCGACGUGCACGCCCCGAGAGCCCGGAGCGGCCGGCGGAGACGUGUGCUCCUCGGACUCCUUCAACGAAGACAUUGCAGUGUUUGCGAAACAGAUCCGCGCAGAGAAGCCGCUCUUUUCUUCGAACCCCGAACUGGACAACUUGAUGAUUCAAGCCAUCCAAGUGCUGCGCUUUCAUCUCCUGGAAUUAGAGAAGGUCCACGAGCUUUGCGAUAACUUCUGCCAUCGGUACAUCAGCUGCUUGAAAGGCAAAAUGCCCAUCGACUUGGUCAUCGAGGAGCGGGAUGUCUGCAAGUCGGACUUUGACGAUCUGUCGGGAUCUUCCGCCAAGCUUGCAGAUCAUAACCCAGCAUCCUGGAGAGACUUGGACGACGCCCACUCCACACCCUCGGUCGGAACCCCAGGACCAUCUAGUGGGGGACACGUCUCUCAGAGCGGCGACAACACCAGUGAACUCGGAGAUGGCCUCGACAAUAGCCUAGCAUCACCGGGAACAGGAGAUGAAGAUGACCAGGACAAGAAGAGGCAGAAGAAAAGAGGCAUCUUCCCGAAAGUGGCUACAAACAUAAUGAGAGCGUGGCUAUUCCAGCACCUUACACACCCGUAUCCCUCAGAGGAACAGAAGAAACAACUUGCACAAGACACAGGCCUCACCAUUCUACAGGUUAACAACUGGUUCAUCAAUGCAAGGAGGCGAAUAGUCCAGCCUAUGAUUGACCAGUCCAACAGAGCAGUGAGUCAGGGUACAGCUUACAGUCCAGAUGGCCAACCAAUGGGAGGCUUUGUCCUCGAUGGCCAGCAGCAUAUGGGUCUCCGACCCGGAGGUCCAAUGGGGGGUAUGGGUAUGAACAUGGGCAUGGAUGGGCAGUGGCACUACAUGUAAGCCCAAACCACUGAGGCCAGCCUCAACAACAGGGUGAAGCCUCCAUGGUUGGCUCAGGGACCUUCUUCAUUCAGCUUGUGGAGCUGGAGGCCGCCCGCCGCAUAUCCACGCGACCGCCUCAUCUUUGUGUUGCGUCGAAAGGAUCACGCGUGGGGAAAAGCGUCACCUGCUGUCGGGAACUUUUUUUUUGGGGGGGGGAUAUGCCGUUUGAAAAGAGACUUUAGUAUGAACUUGAAGAAAGGGGGGGUGGGGGGGGGGCGUGUGGCUGCAACGCGAAAAAAAAAAAAGAAAAGACAUUCCGAACAGCAGUCACACAUGUUCCCCUUUUUCAUUUUAAAUUAUUUAUUUAUUUUUGUACCACGGCGGACCACAGGGAUCACACCUUUU
Phycodurus eques (leafy seadragon) is the source of this 2013-nucleotide messenger RNA. It is a transcript of the gene meis2b, whose product is annotated as Meis homeobox 2b. The record is from RefSeq and is a predicted model, not a curated record. Gene Ontology annotation, molecular function: RNA polymerase II cis-regulatory region sequence-specific DNA binding; DNA-binding transcription activator activity, RNA polymerase II-specific. The transcript has 13 exons. Lineage: Eukaryota; Metazoa; Chordata; Actinopteri; Syngnathiformes; Syngnathidae. Gene Ontology annotation, biological process: eye development; embryonic pattern specification; positive regulation of cell population proliferation. Bases 451 to 1626 code for a protein of 391 amino acids.